CGGAGGAGGGGUGUGUGAACGCGCUUAAAAUUUCUUUUCUUCAUACCGUUUGUUGUGGCCUCAAAACUGUUUGUCUGCCUUGGAUUCUUCAAUUUAUUUCAUGUAAGACUUCAUUCCUUUGAUGCUUCAUUCACAGCUGUUAGAUUGUCAUCUAAUAUAAUAUUGUAAUGGACCUCCUACAUGUUUUGGAAUGCAGUUAAACUUAUUCUAAUGAUGCGCUUUAUUUCUCAGGAAUGAAUCUUAUUUUGGAGUAACUGCGAUCUCUUUGCUCAUUUCUCAAUCAGUGCUUGAAUAACCCUGGUUUGUUUGCCUCAGAUUUUGCAACUCGCUGCUGCAGAGCUUGCACUGAGUGAAGCACUAAAGCGAAACAGUAUAUGUAAGAGUAAGUGAUAUAAUUCAUCGGGGAGGGCGAUAUAAAGCUAAAAGGAUGGUGUUGAUGGCAGAUUGCUCUCUGGGGAGCCCGACAGAAGAUACAUGGCGAGGAGAAUGCUGGCAGAUGGGAUGGGUGUUUCCAUGCCGGCCGUCUAUUAUGAUUGUUGUUUUUGUGUAACGCCAUGACGCCACAAAGCCAGUGGCGCAAAUGCACAAAGGAAAGUGAAUUAGCUAGCUGGUACUAUUACUAGCUUAGCGACACUGAACCGUGCUGUACUGAUUCUGCUCUAAUUCCUGUUGGAAACUUGAAAAGCACAGUUGUUUUUGUAGUACCUGAAAAUAUUUGUUGUUUUUAAUGGCCUGGUAAGGUCAUCUUCAGCCAAAAUUUGCAAGAUGGAACGCAUCUCUUCGCCUUCUCUGGUCCAGUCAGAUGUCCUGUGCACUUGUGUGUUGUUGCAGCGUGGUGGAGGCUGAUGUGUUUUAGCUCAUAGUGCUGGAGAGCAGCUGGGCAGGGCAGGGCUAAUAGACCCAAUGACAUCAUCCAUAGGGAGUGAGGGAGAGAGAGCGACUGGGAGCAGAAGAGCAAGCUUUGCCUGAGGCUGAGCAGAGAAGCAGAAUUGCUCGAGAGAGGGCAGGAUGAGAGCGCGGCGGGCGGCGUGUUCCUCGGAGCCGGCAGCAUUCACUUGACUUUGACUGGGAUAUAGGACCGUCUUGCAGAUAUUUUCGGUUGACUUUUACCCCCUUUUGCAGGACUCCUCUCCCCUCCCCUUCCCCUUUACCCCCCCCAUUUCCCCACAGAGACUUGCACGAACCCCCCAGAUUCUGCUUGUAAGCGGCUACUCCGGGUAUGCUCCUUAAGCCAAAGUAUGACCGCUUUCGCAACGAGUCUGUGACCUCCACUGAUGAUCUGAUGCAGAGCUUAGCCAUGAGCGGCAAAGUUGUGGCCACACCAGUGGUCCCUUCAUCCACCCCACGCCUCCCACUGCCUCCUCUGGAUCCAACAAGCAGGUCCUCCUCCGCUGGUGGGGCUGCAUCCCUGGCCGACUCUCCGUGCCUGGACGGAGAACAGGAUGGCACCACAACCUUCUGCAUGCUGAUCCCAAAGAUGCCCCAGUGGAAGUUCUCCAACUCCCUGCUCAGCCGGAGCCCCUCUAACUCCAGCUCUAGCUCCAGCUCCAGCAAGGACUCAGGCAGAGCAGCCGCCGUCCCGGGCCAGGCCUCUUUCUCCCCGUCAUCAUCAUCAUCAUCCUCCUCCUCUCACAGGCAUAGCGGAGCACCUUCAGCUAGCGGACCAGUCGCCAGUCUAGCAGCAGUACUCAACUCAUGUGACCCUGUAUGUGUCACACCAUGUUCCCUACAGGCCAUACGUGGACAGAGAGCAGUGGCAGCAGCGAACUCUGCAAGCUCCGGAGCACACAGUUUCGGGGCCACCGAGGCCAUGGCGAGUCCCAUAAGUUCAAGCAGCUCAAGAUCAGGAGGGAGCCGCAGAACCAGAGUGGAAGGCAUGUGGCUUGGAGGGGAGGACUUCAACCAGAAAGGCAACUUCAUCCACAAGCCUUCUCAAGGUUGGUUGCACCCUGAUAAGAAGAUUGCAGGACCUGGAGCGUCCUACAUUGUCCGGUACAUGGGAUGUAUCGAGGUGUUGAAGUCAAUGCGCUCACUGGACUUCAACACACGGACUCAGGUGACUAGGGAGGCCAUCAACAGGCUCUGUGAUGCCGUGCCUGGUGGGAAAGGAGCGUGGAGAAAGAAGGCCCUGAACAAAGCUCUUCACUCCAUCAUGGGGAAGAGCAAUCUGCGCUUUGCCGGCAUGAGUAUUGCAGUCAACAUCUCAGUGGACGGCCUCAGCCUUCUCAUCCCCACCACGCGGCAGGUAAUAGCUCAUCACCCGAUGCAGUCCAUCUCGUUCGCCUCCGGAGGGGACACGGACACUCCUGAUUAUGUUGCCUAUGUGGCCAAAGACCCGGUGAACCAGAGAGCAUGUCAUAUUCUGGAGUGUUCCGACGGUUUAGCCCAGAGCGUCAUCAGCACCAUCGGCCAAGCUUUUGAGCUGCAGUUCAAACAAUAUCUUCACAGCCCUCCCAAAACACUCACGUCUGUGGAGAGGUCCGUCCGCCCGGAGGAGCCAGCGUGGGGUGAGGAGGAGGACUUCUCUGAGCAUGACUAUUACAAUAGCAUCCCUGGCAAGGAGCCCCCAGUCGGGGGGUUGGUGGACUCGAGGCUGAGGCCCAGCAAAAGUAUGCUGGGUCACAUUCACACGCAGCCACAGAGCAAAUCUGCAUCUCAGACAAGCUCACCUGCCAGGAGGGAGCAUCAGUCGUACCCAGCAGCUCAACUCUGCUAUGAGCUUCACUGGGACACUGACACCACCUGCAGCUCAGAUGGGUACCUGUGUGCGGACGGUCAGCAGCCCAGUAGCAGAGACUAUGAGGAGCAUCAAUAUGUCAACACGCAGAGCCUGGAGAACCUGGACACACUGGCUCAGGGGCCCGAGGGGCAUCGAGGCACCAGACCGCCGGAGAGUCCCAAGAAAGACCUUUUUGAUAUGAGACCAUUCGAGGAUGCACUGAAGCUCCAUGAGGCCAGUGGGGCAGCACCUGAAGGUCGCGCUGAGGGCGGCGGCAUCCGGGUGUUAGAGGACCAGUGGCCCAGUCCUCCUCGCCGCAGAGCCCCUGUGGCCCCAAACGAGGAGCAGCUACGCAGAGAGCCCUGGUACCACAGCCGCAUGAGCAGACGGGACGCAGAGAAACUCCUGGUCCGCGAUGGUGAUUUCCUUGUGCGGGAGAGCACCACCAACCCGGGACAGUACGUGCUGACGGGCAUGCACUGUGGUUUACCCAAACACCUGCUGCUGGUGGACCCCGAGGGAGUGGUGAGAACCAAAGACAUGCUGUUCGAAAGCAUCAGUCACCUCAUCGCGUACCACCUGAAGAACGAGCUCCCCAUCAUAGCGGCGGAGAGUGAAGUCCACCUCAAACAAGUCGUCAGGAGGAAACUCUGAUCCAGCUGAUGGAAAAGAUUUCUGUGGACACACUGGAUUUACAUAUCAUGUAUCAUGUACAAAAACAUGCGACAAAGGACGCCAGAGGAUUUUCUUCAACUUUGACUCUAAACGGUCCAGACUUGUGCUCCUGCUUUCGGCUACAAGGAUCGACCACACUUUUCUCAGCCGACAAAAAAACAUUGCUCGUUCCUUGAGACAAAGAAGACUUUUGAAAACCGUGGCCUGUCUGACUCCCGUCAACUGAAGAAGCAUCCAACAGUAUUGUGUUUUAUUAUACACACAGUCAUGUGACGAUCCUGAAAGAAUCCAACAGACUGCUCACGACUGAUUAAAAACGUUUUGUUCUAAUGCGGAUGAAAAGAAUAAGCUAAUUUUUUUAAGGGAGUAAGUGAAAGAAAGGUGCAUGGAACUCAUCUAGAGAAAAUUGUGAUGCAGUCUCCAGUACGACUACAGCGACAAAGUUGCCUGUAACUUUAUUACUGCACCCAACUUCUCUGUGUCACACUCUAUAUUAUAGGUACUAUUGCCACUCAUUUACAUGAGCGAUGGCUUGUUGCAGCAGAGGUUUCAGAGCCAGGAGAUAAACAAAAAUGUUCACUUUGCUCUACAAACUUGCCCCACGCUAUGAUAAACACGUUGCAAAUUUAGUUUGUCCACCAAGUAUUUAGAGCGACGUUGUUGUGUUCCACUUCCAAGUGGAAUGGCUACACCUGAUCUGAGCUCCUACUUCCCAAUACAAAACAUUAAAUAGCAUUUGUCGAAUGUUAUUUACCGCUUAUAGGAAGUCCUCCUUUUAUGCUGAGAAGAAGAAUGCUUGAGUGUUUUGUCUUCUCACUCCGACUGAAACAAAGCAGCAGUCGACUUACGCUAGUGACGUCAGCUCCGCUCACUUCAGUGCCUUAAGAGACGAGCAUCUGUGUAAUGUAAGUACAUACCUGUAAAUAACUGCUCUUGCUGUGAUGCCAAUGAAUGUGUGAACUGACAGACUAAGCUCCUACAGUUGUUAUCAGUGAUGCUAAGCUGCUCUUCAAUUGUGUGAGCUCAAUGUUCCUUAUGUCAUCUAAGUCAGUGUUUAACUAUCAUUGCCUUUAUUUUCCCGGCUCAGGAGAACACAACAUUUCUUCAGAUUUAGUUUGUCUGAAUCUUCGUCUGCACAGAUGAAGUUUCUGCUGAGGGACAAACUGUUUCUUUUCCUUCUCAGGUGUUUUUAAGUCUUCCCUUCUCAGAAUAAUCUGAAGAAUUUUUGUUUUCCUAAUAAAGUGAAUU
Synchiropus splendidus (mandarinfish) is the source of this 4642-nucleotide messenger RNA. It is a transcript of the gene shc2, whose product is annotated as SHC (Src homology 2 domain containing) transforming protein 2. The transcript has 13 exons. Gene Ontology annotation, biological process: intracellular signal transduction; cell surface receptor protein tyrosine kinase signaling pathway. Gene Ontology annotation, cellular component: plasma membrane. Gene Ontology annotation, molecular function: receptor tyrosine kinase binding. The record is from RefSeq and is a predicted model, not a curated record. Lineage: Eukaryota; Metazoa; Chordata; Actinopteri; Syngnathiformes; Callionymidae. The coding region runs from base 1220 to 3373 and encodes 717 amino acids.